This is a messenger RNA of Drosophila kikkawai, 877 nucleotides long. RefSeq names its product ACAT-related protein required for viability 1 (gene Arv1). Gene Ontology annotation, cellular component: cortical endoplasmic reticulum; Golgi apparatus. The record is from RefSeq and is a predicted model, not a curated record. Gene Ontology annotation, biological process: regulation of plasma membrane sterol distribution; sphingolipid metabolic process; intracellular sterol transport. NCBI's taxonomy places the organism in Eukaryota, Metazoa, Arthropoda, Insecta, Diptera, Drosophilidae.
UAUACGGUUACACUAAACAGCUGAUUAUGCUUGUUUAUUUAUUUGAAGAAGCCGAUAUUAAAAGUACUUUGAUAAGAUGACCGAAAAAAGGCGGUUUGUAUGCAUUAAUUGUGGCCAUGCUGUCAAGGAACUAUUCAAAAAAUACAGCAACACCCUAAAAACAACACAUUGUGAGAAAUGCCAUCAGAUCACGGAUAAGUACAUUGAAUUCGAGGAAUUUAUUAUAUUAAUAGACGCCCUUUUGUUGGAUUCUUUUGCCUUUCGUCACAUCAUAUAUAAUGGGGAAUUUAAGAUAUACUGGAAAGUUUCGUUGGUGGUGCUUCUAUUGGAAUCCUUUGCACUGUGCCGACAAAACCUUACCGAUCCGUCACAAGCCGACUUGCAUAUCCACGAGAAGGGUUUCUAUACAUACACGCUUCAAAAUAUAGGAGACUAUUUGCUCAUGACUUUACUGCUGCUAAUGAUCACAGCCACCCUCAGUAUUGAAUGGAUGAAGAGAAUGGGCGUUCGUAACUUUACGUUGAUUAUUUUUAAAGUCGUUUUGAUUUCCAACCUCUCAAAGUUCUUUCUUCUGCCAAUACUCGUAUGGCGGAGCAAUACAACAGUAUUUGGAAGGAGUUUGCACCACCUCCUGGUCAUGGGUCACCAUCUUUGUUCACUGGUCCUCGCCUACGAGGCUGUUGGAGCAACUAGGAAGGUUUUCCGUUGGUGGGCCUUCACAUUGGUAGUGCUUGCCUUUGUUUUAAAGGAGACCACGCGUCAUUUUGUCGCUCUCCUGCUGGAAGAUAAUUUUACGUGAAAGCUAAAAUUUUAAAGUACUUGAGUACUUGAGUACCCCAUUAUGUCAACUGCCAAAUAAAGAAUAAUAAUCGGUUAA